AUGUCCGUCGGCGGGCCCACGUCCCGACGGCCGGACAUGAACGCGACGGUGCCGGAGGACGGCUGGAGGAAGGCGUCGCUGUCCAAGGCCUCGGCGGUGUUCGGCCUGUGCCUCGCGGUCAUCGCCGUCAACUGCGCCCUCUUGUACGCGUACUUGCGCGAUCGCGACUUCCGGACGCAGGCCAGGUACGUGCUGUACGCGCACCUGCUGAUCAACGACGUGAUGCUGCUGACGGGCUCCAUGACGAUGCAGGUGGUGACCUACAGCACCCGCUUGGCCUUCAUACCCUGCUCCGUCCUCAUCCUCGUCUUCAGCUCGGCAAACAAGAUCAGCCCCAUGAACUUGGCGGCGAUGGCGGUCGAGCGCUACGUGGCGGUGUGCCGCCCCCUGCACCACGCCCGCUUGUGCCGGGUGCGGCGAGCCCACGGGGCCAUCGCGCUCAUGUGGCUGGUGUCUUUGACGGCGGGCCUCGCUGACAUCAUCACGGCGUUCGCCACCACGGCCGCCUCCGCCUUGUCGGCCGCGGUGCCGGUGUGCUACCCGCCCGCCGUCUUCAACACGCCGCAGCACAGGACGCUCAGCUUGGUCACGCAGGUGCUUCUGUUUUCCGGCGUGUCGACGGCGGUGGUUUUGACGUACUAUCGGGUGGCGCUGGCGGCCCGGGCGGCGACGGGCUCGGACCGGGCGUCGGCCCAGAAGGCUCGCGGCACCAUCGGCCUCCACGCCGUCCAGCUGCUGGUCUGUUUGCUGUCGUACGUGUCUCCGCUGGUCGUCGCGCGGCUGGCGGCCAUCUACCCCUCGGAGAGCCUCAAGAUGAUCUACGCCAGCUUCCUGUUGGUCAACGUCCUCCCGCGCAUGCUCAGUUCGUUGGUGUACGGCGUGAGAGACAAAAAGUUCAACGCCGGGCUCAGGGUGCACUUUUGUUGCGAGCGCGGGGGACGCCGCCGCCACGGCCGGAAGGUGCGGCUCGCCGUCGCCGUCGUGGUGAAGAACAACUAG
Molecule: messenger RNA, 999 nt
Organism: Syngnathoides biaculeatus (alligator pipefish)
Lineage: Eukaryota; Metazoa; Chordata; Actinopteri; Syngnathiformes; Syngnathidae
Product: odorant receptor 131-2-like
Exons: 4
Coding region: 1-999 (332 amino acids)
Biological process (GO): G protein-coupled receptor signaling pathway
Cellular component (GO): membrane
Molecular function (GO): G protein-coupled receptor activity
Source: RefSeq, a predicted model, not a curated record